GGGACAGAGCACAGAAGGACCAGGACAGAAACACACCAAAACAGAAGCAAAGGAGAGAAACAGAAACUUAACAUCAAAAAAAAAAAAUCUUUAUUAAGUUCCAGAUAACUUGAGAUAUCUGGGUGAGGAGUUCUGUAUCUGCUGUAUAGUGUCGCUGUGAAAUCCUUUUCAGAGUGUUUCUGCUCUCCCGAGUAGAGCUUUGCAUUAUCCCACCGAAGAAGACUGGGGGCAAAGAAGUCAGGAUGAGAUCCACAGUCCUCGCUCUCCUUGUUUUGGGGACCUGCGCCCUGGGAGGGUGGUGUCUCCACCUCAAAUCCAUCUUCGUUACCUUCCCUGGAGACAUACUCAAGAACAGGACCGACACCGAGCUGGCGGACGACUACCUACGGCGGUUUGGCUACAUGAAUGUUCAGCACCACAGUGGCCUGGAGCCAUCCAUGUCCAUGUCCAAGGCUCUGAAGAUGCUGCAGCGGCAGUUUGGCCUGGAAGAGACCGGAGAACUGGACCAGCCCACAGUCACCGCCAUGAAACAGCCCCGCUGUGGAGUCCCCGACAUCCACAACUAUCAGACGUUCGCGGGUGACCUCAAAUGGGACCACAACGACAUCACUUACAGGAUCUUGAACUAUUCUCCGGACAUGGAAGCCUCCGUGAUCGAUGAUGCUUUUGCGCGAGCGUUCAAGGUGUGGAGUGAGGUCACCCCACUGACGUUCACCCGCCUCUAUGACGGGACCGCUGACAUCAUGGUGUCCUUCGGGAGAGCAGAUCACGGAGAUCCCUACCCAUUUGACGGCAAAGACGGCCUGCUGGCCCACGCCUACCCCCCAGGGGAGGGGGUUCAGGGCGAUGCCCACUUUGACGACGAUGAGUUCUGGACCCUUGGGAAAGGACUGGUGGUGAAGACGCACUAUGGCAACGCUGAGGGUGCGAUGUGUCAGUUUCCGUUCGUGUUCGAGGGGAAGUCAUACUCCACCUGCACCACCGAGGGGCGCUCUGACGGCCUGCCCUGGUGUGCCACCACAGCAGACUACGGCAGAGACAAGAAGUACGGCUUCUGCCCCAGCGAACUGCUGUACACGUUUGACGGUAACAGCGGCGGGGCUGCGUGCGUGUUCCCCUUCGUGUUCCUGGGCGAGACCUACGACAGCUGCACCACGGAGGGCCGCAGCGAUGGCUACCGCUGGUGUGCCACCACCAAGAACUACGACCAGGACGAGAAAUACGGCUUCUGCCCAAACCGCGACACGGCUGUGAUUGGUGGAAACUCUGAGGGAGAGCCCUGCCAGUUCCCCUUUAAGUUCCUGGGAAACACGUACGACUCCUGCACCAGCGAGGGCCGCGGAGACGGGAAGCUGUGGUGUGCGACGACGGGCGACUACGACCGCGACCAGAAGUGGGGGUUCUGCCCCGACAAGGGCUACAGCUUGUUCCUGGUAGCAGCUCAUGAGUUUGGACACGCUUUGGGUCUGGACCACUCCACCGUCCAGGAGGCCCUCAUGUUCCCCAUGUACAGCUACGUGGAGAAGUUGUCCCUGCACCAAGAUGACAUUGAAGGCAUCCAGUAUCUCUAUGGACCAAAACCUGGCCCUGACCCCGUUCCUCCUACCCGUGCUGCAACUGACCCCACCCCCACCGAGAAGACCACUCCCCGGACCACAACCACUACUACACCUGCUCCUGUGGACCCCUCUCUGGAUGCUUGCUGCGUGGACAAAUUUGACACCAUCAUUCUGAUCCAGCAGGAGCUGCACUUGUUCAAGGACGGCCAGUACUGGAAGGUGUCGCAGAAGAAAGGGAUCAAGGGUCCUUACCGCACCUCCGAGACUUGGCCUGCCCUCCCCUCCAUCAUCGACUCUGCCUUCGAGGAUCUGCUCACUAAGAAACUCUACUUCUUCUCAGGGCGCCGGGUGAGGGUGUACACCGGGAGCAGCAUGCUGGAGCCCCACAGCCUGGAGAAGCUGGGCCUGCCUGGCAGCCUGGAGCGUGUGGAGGGAGCCCUGGAGAGGGGCAAGGGCAAGGCCCUGCUCUUCAGCGGGGAGAAAUACUGGAGGCUGGACGUAAAAACGCAGACCAUCGACGAGGGCUACCCGCGCGAUGUAGACCAGGACUUUGGAGAUGUACCCAUCGAUGCUCAUGAUGUCUUCCUGUACAAAGGACACACCUACUUCUGCCGCGAAGGUUUCUAUUGGAGGAUGAACUCCCAAAAGCAGGUGGACCAGGUUGGCUACAUCAAGUAUGACGUUCUGAAGUGUUCUGUCCCCUCCCGCCGCCAUUGGUGAGGACGACUCCCCCCUUUGCAGAUCUCUUCAGAAUAAUUAACUGGCGUUGAGCAUUUUGUUACCCCUGUGGGACUUAACUGUGUCGUAUCAGCUGAAAAGCCUGACGAGACAGUUUGAGAAUGACACGUUGCAUCUGCAAUUCCUGAGGUUUGAAACAUCGUCUUCGAUGAUAUGAAAUGGGAAUAUUUGGCCUCAUGCUCAAAACUAUUUCAGAACAGUAGUAACCAACCCUGCGUCCUGUAGGUUUUCACUCCCACUCUAGCAAAGCACACCUCUUUCAACAGCUAGAGGUCUUGUUCAGCUGCUUAUCAGUAGUGUGCCAAAUUAGGGUUGGAAUGAAAACCUGUUUGAUCUCCAGAAACAGGGUUGGUUACCAAUGUUUCAGAACAUAGCACUUGAAAUAAAAUAGUUUUUUGUCUGUUCUUUUAAAGUCAAGAUUUUGUUCUGUGUCACUUUGAAAGGUACAGUGACACAUUACCACAUACGUAUGUUUUGCACAAUUAUAUAUCACUGUGAUUUAACAGUGGACAUUGCCUGUCACAACCAUCAGGCUCUCUGGUUGGUCACAAAAACAAUGCACCAUAAUAUGUGAAUGAACUUUUUUCUCACAUACUACCACAUGUCUGAUUCAUGGCAAUAUUAAGUAUUUCCAAAUUUAUACAUGUGACCAAAUAUGUGUUUUUGGAUGAAACACAAAGACCAAAGAGCAAAAAUAAUUCAAAUCUGUGAAUAACAAUUUUGCAAUAAUGUUGCAAAUUAUUCAUCUGACUAUCAUUGACAUUUUCACUAGUGGUGAGAAAGUUAAAUCAUCAAUUCUUACAAAUAUGUACCUACAUGUUGUUUAAUAAUUCUUAUUGUUUGUACUGAAAUUAAAGUUUCUAAUUCAGCAGACCGAAUUCUCAGUCUGUUUCUACUGCUUUUAACCUGUUUGCCUGGAGCAAACUCUAAGUCAUUUGUGUCUGCUUUGAAAGCCUUGAUUAUUUAAAUUGUUUAUUUUAUUUUAUUUGAGUCUUAUCAUAAGCAUUUUUUCUUGUUAUGCUCAUGAAAACUGCCUCAAUGGACUGGAAGGCAUAUUAGAAUCUCAGUCCAAUAUUAAGUUAUUUUAUAGCUCAAGGGAAAUGUUGUCACUUUGUAGAACUGCAAGUUCAAUAAACAAGCCAUUUAAAUA
Molecule: messenger RNA, 3447 nt
Organism: Anguilla rostrata (American eel)
Lineage: Eukaryota; Metazoa; Chordata; Actinopteri; Anguilliformes; Anguillidae
Gene: mmp9
Product: matrix metallopeptidase 9
Exons: 13
Coding region: 243-2279 (678 amino acids)
Biological process (GO): collagen catabolic process; extracellular matrix organization; proteolysis
Cellular component (GO): extracellular matrix
Molecular function (GO): zinc ion binding; metalloendopeptidase activity
Source: RefSeq, a predicted model, not a curated record